AUGAAGAACAAGUGGGACCAAAUGAAGAAGGAAUGGAAAAUUUGGAAGGAAUUAAAAAGGAGUUCUACCAGUCUUGGUUGGGAUUCAGUGAAGCGAACAAUUGAUGCACCUGAGGAAUGGUGGGCUGAAAGGCUUGCGGUGAGCUUUGUUUGUAAACUGCUUUAUUUUGUAACCUUAUAUUUUAUUCUAAUUUGGUGUUUGUCAAUUUCUGUGUUGGUGGUGCCUGCUGCAAAGAAGUUUAAGCUUUCAGGAAUUGAGCUUAAAUUGGACGAGAAACUCGACCGCAUGUUUGAGGGAGUGGUUGCAACGGGGAACUAUGCAUGUAGCCCAUGCGAGACAGGGUUCGCUGGCAAAGCCGUGAAUCUGGGAACCGCUGGAGGUUCAGAUGAUUUCAUUGACGUCCCCAGCCCAGAUCAAAACGAAUAUAAAACAAUUUCCCGUUCCAAACGUCCGAGGGUUGUUGAUAAAAGAAAAUAUGGUGCUUCUUUCCUCAGAAACAAACUAUCUGAGGUGGUUUCUUGUUUCAAAGCAGAAUGUCAGACUUCUCAUUCAAGCACUAUCGCGGAGGCAUUUGAAAUCCUAAGUGCUACAACCAAAAUUUAUGCAGAUGAAGAGUUGUAUCUGUUCGCAGCAGAAUCGCUAGAGGAACCGGUCCGUAGGGUUUUCUUUGUGCAGAUACCUGCCGCCCGCAGAGUGACAUAUAUUCGGCGUUAA
Messenger RNA from Phalaenopsis equestris, 714 nucleotides. RefSeq lists its product as uncharacterized. The transcript has a single exon. Lineage: Eukaryota; Viridiplantae; Streptophyta; Magnoliopsida; Asparagales; Orchidaceae. Bases 1 to 714 code for a protein of 237 amino acids. The record is from RefSeq and is a predicted model, not a curated record.